ACGGGAUGCGCUGGGUGGAAGAGGUCAUUUAUCUCCAGGCUUUGAGAUCUGCGUGGGGGAGCUGUUGCAGCAGCCCAAGGCCGGGCUGCGUGGGAAGCCUCCGGCCGGGAGCUGUGUGGCGUGGGCUCGCCUUCCCCCGCAGCAGGAAGAGCGGAGACGGCAUGGCGUGGCGGGGUCUCGUGCUGGCCGCCUGCCUCCUUGUGCUCCCCGCGGCCACAGCGGACUGCCUAUCCCAGUGCUCCUUGUGUGCUGUGAAGAGCCAGGAUGGGCCCAAGCCCGUCAACCCUCUGAUUUGUUCCCUGGAAUGCCAGUCCGCUCUGCUGCCGGCUGAGGAGUGGGAGAGAUGCCAAGGCCUUCUGUCUUUUUUCACCCCCUUCACCUUCGGGCUCAAUGGCAAAGAAGACUUGGAGACCAAGGCCGCUUUGGAGGGGCCCUAUAGGGAGCUGGCCAAGCGCUCUGGGCCCUUCCUGAAGGAGCUCGAGAAAAACAGAUUUCUCCUCAGCACCCCAGCAGAGGAGAAUGCCCUGAGCAGGAGCCUGGUGGAGAAGCUCAGGGGUCUCUCUGGCAGGUUGGGGGAGGGAGAGGAGUCUGAGCUGAUGGGGGACACACAGCUGAACGAUGAUGCCAUGGAGGCCGGGGCAUUGGAUUCCAAUGAGGAGGACGGCAAAGAGCAGGUCAAACGCUAUGGGGGCUUCUUGGGGGAGGGGGUGGGCCACGAGGACCUGUACAAACGCUAUGGGGGCUUCCUGAGGCGCAUCCGUCCCAAGCUCAAAUGGGACAACCAGAAACGCUAUGGAGGUUUUCUCCGACGCCAGUUCAAGGUGGUAACUCGGUCUCAGGAAGACCCCAAUGCCUACUCCGGAGAGCUUCUUGAUGGGUAAACCCCUCCCCAUUGUGGAGUUGAGUCAGGAGCUCCCCCUGACACCCUUCCAGAUUGGAGUGCCCUCGUUCAUCCUACCUUAUAUCCCCUGUCCCCAUGCUCAGUUCAGCCUUGUCUGCAAAACAUCCAAACCCGGCCUGCCCCUUUUCUGCCUGGGGUGCAGUGUUUGUCUGGGGUCAGUGAGGAGGAAGGAUGGAGACUCCCCUCUUCAGGAGGCUCAGUGCUUGGUUCCAACUCUAGAACAUUGAAACUACUGCCAACAGCAGCUUUCGCUAUUAACCCCUAAUCCCCCCCCCCAUUAAUGUGAUUCUCCAGUUCCAAGAGUCCAGACUGACUUGUUCUUCAUCCUUCUAGAUAAAUAGCAAAACAAGAUAAAGAAACCAAUAGAAAUCUUAACUUUAUCCCAAACCUUAAAGGACCUUCUUGUGCUCCCCACUUCGGAGACCAUGCUUUAGGUAAAACGCUCAAACAGUAAAUUUUAUUGGAGCAGAAAGCCCCACACUAGAGAGUUCAGUCCUCCAGUGGGCAUGUGUUCAGUUGUGUUCUCUGUUCUCAUCAUUUAGAAACACACCUCUAGAGGACCCGAGUUCCUGGACUCUAGUUCGUUUUGGUACCUUGGAUAGCACCCAACGUGUCAGGAGACAAAGGGCUUGAAAACCCCUUCCAAAAUGGUGAUGAGAGCAGUUCUCCCUCUGAAUACUGAAAUGAUGAAGAAGGGAGCAAGACAAACCAAUUUGCUCUGUGCAGCAAACUCAAAAUGCGGACCAGUUCCCUCAGCCCUCAUUAAACUAAUUAAACAGAUCGGCAUCCCACUCCUACCCCAGGAUGAACUGAAGAUGAGUCAAGUCGAUGAGGUUAAGCACAACCAUGUUCUUGAGCAGCUGAAUUGGCCGCCAAGAGUCUUAGCCAUCUGGCCAAACAUAUGCAUUGGGCAUUGGGUAAGGCAUUCCAGAAGCAACAGCUAGAAAGACAAACAGUCCUUCUUCAACCCCUGUGAUGAUUCUUUCCUCUUGAUUUCUCAGAAUAAAACCAGAAAGAGGCAUGAAGUGAUUAAGUGCUUGAGGCCAAAUGAAUUCCCUUGAUUCAAAUAACCCAGAAUCAGAGGCAGAGACCUCCCAAUGCCUUGGAUUCAAUCAAAGUCUUCUCUCUCUCUGUUGCUCUCGCUCGCGCACCCCUAGGCACUAUGGUUUGGUUUGUGGGUCCAGGAGGGUGGGCUGGAUAAGAGAGAAAAGGGUCUUGAGCUCAGUUAAUUUGUAUACAAUGCUGCUGAGCUUACCUCUUCCUGCACGUCUCCCAGGUCCCUCAUGAUGUUCUGAAAUGUAUGGAUUGUUGUCGGGUUACGUCAUGUGCUUUUUAAAAAAUCCCACUUAUGCAAUUAACCCAGAAUUUGCUUAUUCCUUAACAGGCCUGUGUUAUUUCCUACUC
Ailuropoda melanoleuca (giant panda) is the source of this 2305-nucleotide messenger RNA. It is a transcript of the gene PDYN, whose product is annotated as prodynorphin. The record is from RefSeq and is a predicted model, not a curated record. NCBI's taxonomy places the organism in Eukaryota, Metazoa, Chordata, Mammalia, Carnivora, Ursidae. Gene Ontology annotation, cellular component: neuronal cell body; dendrite; plasma membrane. Gene Ontology annotation, molecular function: opioid receptor binding. Gene Ontology annotation, biological process: neuropeptide signaling pathway; chemical synaptic transmission; sensory perception.